AUGGCUGACCAGGUUGCAACGCAAGCCUUCUCUCUGGUCGGAUGGGCAUUUCUACCUGCGUAUGCUACCGCUUUCUUACAAUCUGUCUAUUACCGACUCACAAUUCGUGCCGGACAGCGCCAUCCGCAGCCCGGUGAGCCCCUCUUCGCCUACCACAAUCGUCGGAUCCGGAUCUUCGUCUUGUCCCUCUACCUCCUCUACACCCUUCUGCAGGCGCUGUACGAUGUCAAGCUGGCGGGAGACUUCUACGCCCUUCUCGGAGUCACGCCUUGGUCGACGGAGAGGGAGGUGAAGAGUCGGUUCAGGAGGCUGGCCGCGAGAUACCACCCAGACAAACUGCACGAGAAUGGGCAGCCGUUCCCGGGCGGAGAAGGAGUGUUUGUCCAGUACAAACUUGCGCAUGACACCAUCCUGGAUCCCGCCAAACGGUUUGCCUAUGAUCGAUUCGGGCCGGGAAUCGUCCAGGUGCAACAUCCUGGGCUGAAAACCAUCAGGCACUACGUCUACGCCGGCUUACGCUCCAAAAUCCCCGAGUACGCGUCCAACGCAGCCAUCCUGGUGGUGCUGAACUACACCUGGCUGCCACGCUGGGGACAGUUCUGGCGCUAUUUUAUUGUUGCUUGCAUGGCAUUCUUGGAGUUGUAUUUCUUGACCCACACAUGGCAGCCUCCGCGUUUGAUCCUGCUCUGGGCUUCCACAGUGCACAAGGUCUUGCCGCAUCUGUUACCACCACACCUUCUCCCUUUCCAGAUCCUGGGUCUAGCAAGGAAGUUGUCCAUGUCCUUGAACAUCUUCAUUUCACAGCUCGCCCCUCCCAAGGCAAGAGACCCGGCUGUGAGAGAUGGCCAGACUCAGCAGCAAGUUGCCCACCUGGCUCAGGCGGCGGGCAAAUUAGACGCAGAGACGGUGGGUUUGCUUCAGCUGGCAUUGAGCCCCUUCAAAGGUGACGCGAGCAAAUCGGAGAUGCUCCGGGCAGGCAUGAAAGAGACCUUGCUUGCCGGAGCACUAAGAACGAACCCAGAGGUCCGGGAAGCGGUGCAGAGGGCCCUCGAGAGGAGAAGACGAGGUCCAGGUCCCAUGGUGGUGCAGGACAGCGAAUGA
Capronia epimyces CBS 606.96 is the source of this 1101-nucleotide messenger RNA. RefSeq lists its product as uncharacterized. Lineage: Eukaryota; Fungi; Ascomycota; Eurotiomycetes; Chaetothyriales; Herpotrichiellaceae. Gene Ontology annotation, cellular component: endoplasmic reticulum. The record is from RefSeq and is a predicted model, not a curated record. The coding region runs from base 1 to 1101 and encodes 366 amino acids. The transcript has 2 exons. Gene Ontology annotation, molecular function: protein-folding chaperone binding; misfolded protein binding.